AUGGGUGAAAUCAAAUCUCUAGCAGAUGAAUUGGUAGUGACAGGCUCCCCUCUUACCAGUGAGGAAUUGACAAUCAAAGUUCUUAGUGGUCUAGGUCCAGAAUACAAGGAAAUCUUAGCAGCCAUCCGAGCCCGAGACAUACCCAUCAGCUUUAAAGAACUAUAUGACAAACUACUUGAUCAUGAAGUAUUCCUUAAACAUAAAGAUUCCAAAAAGGAACAACUCACUAUCACUGCUCAACUUAACCAGAGAAGCUCCUCGAAUAAUCGACCACGUGGCAACAACUUCAAUAGCAACCGCAUGCCUUCCUCUACGACCGGACUAUUGGGCAACCAACACAAACAACAAAAUGGAUAUCCACCAAAGCAAUCCAAUAAUCAACGGGAUUUGAGAAUGGGGGCAUCACUUCUUCAAGGCCAGAAUAACAGGGAUCUCUAUGAAUGGCCAUCACCACCUUCCACUCAAUUCGCAAUUUCAACCAAUCGUCCACCAUUGCAUCUGUGGCAUGCUCGCUUUGACGGGGUUCCGGAGGCCUUGGGUGCGAAUCAGAUUGGAAACGGAUCGAGUUUGGACUUUGAGGAACUGUUGAAGCUUAAGGCUUCUGGUACGAUCGCACCUGCGAGGUGCGGGGAAUUUACCGCACCUGCGGGCUCGCAGAUGCGGGCGAAGAAGUGCAGAAGUGGAAGUGGUCUGGGGCUGGAUGAUCGUAGGUGCGGGUGUUGUAGCGCACCUGCGAAGCCGUAG
This is a messenger RNA of Nicotiana tabacum (common tobacco), 744 nucleotides long. The record is from RefSeq and is a predicted model, not a curated record. Lineage: Eukaryota; Viridiplantae; Streptophyta; Magnoliopsida; Solanales; Solanaceae.